Messenger RNA from Closterium sp. NIES-65, 1983 nucleotides. The record is from the annotation of a GenBank genome assembly. Lineage: Eukaryota; Viridiplantae; Streptophyta; Zygnematophyceae; Desmidiales; Closteriaceae.
AUGGAGCCGUGGCCAAUAGAUGAGAGCAGAAUGCUGCAGGAGAAGGAUCAACUGCAACUAGGAGCGGAAUGGUCGGAAGAGGAGGUGAAAGCGGAGCUCAAGGGUCUACCAUUGGGGAAAGCCCCGGGGCAAGACGGCCUACCGAAGGAAUUUUUUGAGCACCACUGGGAGCUACUCGGCCCGGCUGUGAUGAAGGAGGUUAAGGGCUUCGAGUCGACCGGGGUACUCUCGGAGGCGUUCACAACUGCGGUCACCAUCCUGCUACACAAGAAAGGAGACAGAUGUGAUUUGGGCAAUCAUAGGCCGAUCACUUUGCUGAGCUUCUUCUACAAGUUACUGGCGAAAGUGAUGGCGAACAGGAUCAAACUUGUCUUACCGCGGGUGAUCUCGGACAAGCAGUUCGGCUUCCUUCCGGGGAGGAGCCUUGCUGACGCGGUCUCGCUGGUAGCAGAUGUAAUUGACGCUGCGGAGGAGGAGGAUGAAGAUUGGCUGCUGCUGCUGGUGGACUUUCAAAAAGCUUACGAUUCCGUGUCGAGAGAUUACCUGUUCAAGACGCUGGGUGACAUGGGCUUCCCGGAGAAAUAUGUGCGCUGGGUAAGAGGUCUGCACGACGGAGCAGCAACCAAGAUGCUGCUGAACGGUUGGGUAGGAGAUCGUGUGGCGAUGGACAAGGGUGUGCGACAAGGUUGUCCGCUCGCCCCGUAUCUCUUCCUUUGCGCGGUGGAGCCACUCUGCCAGGAAAUAGAGAGGAGAAAUCUGGGAGUUCGGAAACGGGGGGUGAAGGGGGAGCUAGCCUACAUCGGAUACGCUGAUGAUACGACUCUCGUUCUGAGAGGGAAGGAGCAAGUGGUUACAGCGGGAAAGCUGCUCGACGAAUUUGCAGAAAUUUCGGGGCUGAGGGUGAACAGCAGCAAAACGACACUGAUGCCGCUGGGGAAGAAUAGGAGGAGGCUGCAGCCGAUAGCAUCACUUUUCCCGUGGGCUGACAAGGACAAGUCGGAGCGGUUACUUGGAAUCUGGAUAACAUCUGGGGGGUCGCCGGGUCCUGCAUGGGACAAAGCAUUUGAAAAGGUCAGCGCGGUGCUGAGCUGUUGGGAAUCAAAGCAUCUCAAGACGUCGGCGAGAGUCACAAUUAUUAACAGCUACGCGAUGCCGAUCUUGCUGUUCCAAGCACAGAUCUACGCCCCGCCGCAUGAUAUCUGGACCAAGGUGAAACGGCUAUGUCACAACUUCAUCUCGGGUGGAAGAGCGCUUCUUGAUCGGCACUUCACCCUUUGGAGUUACGAGCUGUCGUGCAGGGGAAGGAAAGAAGGGGGUCUGGGAGUAAUUGAUCUGAAGCAGCGGAUUGACAGCAUUGUGAUACAGAAUUUGGGAAAAGUUCUGACGGAACAGGUGCCGCUGCGGAACUGGUUAUGGGAGAGAGCGGCCGGCUUCCCACUCGGGCUGGCCGCGAUUUACGCCCAUCCCUCAGUGCUGAAGCAUUGGCUGGGCGGGGGUACGAGGUGGAAGGCAGCUGUGAAGGCGCUGUGGGAAUCGAAGAUCGUGACCAUGGGCGACCCUAUACACAGAUGGGAUGCGGAGGAGGAGCAGCUGCUUUUUAACCGCAAGAUAUUCUUCAGGGGCGGUUCGCCUUUCGGAAACCAGGCGGGCUCGCACAGUUUGAAGGGUGUCCGUCUGGGGGACCUGAUAGCCAAAGCUGAGGAAGGUGAUGAAACCCUCUUUGUCUCAGCCAAAGCAGAAGUUGCGGUGGGAGGAGGUGGCAGGGAGGAAAAUCGAUUGGGGAAGGCCAUCACGGUCCGGGACUCUUUGGCAACCCCAUGCAGAGCGAGGGAGGUGGUGCUGAGGCUGCACAGCAACAACCUGCAAGUGGGGGAGAGGUUUCUUUCCUGGGGGAGAGGGCGAAAUGUGUGUACUGCGGAGGGGUGGAGUCGCAGGAUCACUGUUUAUUCAGCUGCCCGGCGAUCCAGCCAGUGGUCAGGGUAA